This is a messenger RNA of Lasiodiplodia theobromae, 1260 nucleotides long. RefSeq names its product Glutaredoxin domain-containing protein. Gene Ontology annotation, cellular component: cytoplasm. The record is from RefSeq and is a predicted model, not a curated record. Lineage: Eukaryota; Fungi; Ascomycota; Dothideomycetes; Botryosphaeriales; Botryosphaeriaceae. The transcript is spliced from 3 exons. Bases 1 to 1260 code for a protein of 419 amino acids.
AUGGCGUCCGAUAUGAGCAAGUGGGACAAUGACAUGACCCUCUACCUCUUCACCUCCCUCACGGCCGGCUCUUCGCACAUCGUCACCGCUACCUCGCGCAUCGAGACUAUUCUGAGGGCGAACCGCAUUCCCUUCACCUACAUCGACACUGCCACAAAUGACGACGCCAGGAGGCUGUACAUGCGCAGGGGACAGGGCAAGAAGUUCCCGCUGCUGGUGAAGGAGGGUUAUUUCCUUGGUGGCAUCACUGAAGUUGAAGAGUGGAACGAGUUCGGCGAGCUUCUGGAUGAGAUUGGCGAUGUUGCUGAGCCCGAGACCUCCAUCGUUACUGCUCCCUUGAAGGCGGGUUUCGCUUCGCCUUACCCGCUGAACGCUGCCGGCGACAGGAAGUCUACAGCGACUGCGUCGUCCGGCGCCUCAAUAGCCUCCUCGAAGAAGGACAAGGAAAACGAUGAGACGCCCAGGGUGUCGCUCGAGGCAGCGCAAGCGUUCGGCAAGGCCGGCAGUGAGGCCGCGUCGAUUGCUGCCAGCAAGAAGAGCGCCCCCUCCAUCAAGUCUAACCUCAGCACGCACAGCACGCUUCCCGACAAGAGCAACGACUCACUGGACGCCUUCUCCCCUCGCCCCUCGGUCGACUCGGCUAUGCCACGUCCUCUCGGCCUCGGUGGCCCCAAGACACCUUCGCCCACCGGUCAGACUUUCGCUAGCAACACGGGUCCCACAACGAACCGUCAAUCGACGAUGACUGUGGCCACCAAUGACGCCAUCAAGGCUCUCGAGGAGGCCCUGGCUAUACCGGAAGACCAGGAGAUUGAUCUUUCCUCGCUUUCACUCCAGGAGGACGACAGCGUAUUGAACGAGGACGUGCCCGCCAAGGACAACGCUGGUUCGAAGGAGGACAUGACCAAGGUCGACUCGAUCAGCGCAAGCACCGCUGUGGUGGACGACAAGUCCUCCUUUGUCGCACCAUCGACUCCUACUAAAGACAACGAUGCCAGAGAACCGGAGGCCACCCCCACAAACCUUGCGCCGCAAGAUGACAACACUCCGAGGGUGUCGUCGGAUGUCGUCAGAGAAAAGGGCUUUGACGCCCCGAGCUUCAACAACAAUCAGGAGGGUGACAACGUCAAGGAGGAGGAGGACACGGAGAAGAAGGGUAAGGAGACGACAGCACCAACGACGGGCGAGCAGCAGGCUACUACUACUGUUGCUGGCGAUGAAAACGUCACAGCACCUGCAUCAUCAUCUGCAUCAUCGUGA